UCCACACCACCAUUGCAGCACUCCAUCACACACAACACUUGCCACUGCGAGAGCGAGAGUGAGCAAGGAGUAGACCAACGUACGUACGACGACGGCCAUGGCGAUGAGGAAGGAGGUCCUGCUGGCGGCCAUGAUGCUGACGCUGCUGGUGGCGGCGCCCGGCGGGGCGCUCGCGGCGUGCGAGGUGGGGCAGCUGACGGUGUGCAUGCCCGCGAUCACCACCGGCGCGAAGCCGAGCGACGGGUGCUGUGGCAACCUGCGUGCGCAGCAGGCGUGCUUCUGCCAGUACGCCAAGGACCCCUCCCUCGGCGCCUACAUCAAGAGCCCCCACGCGCGCGAGACCCUCGUCUCCUGCGGCCUCGCCGUCCCGCACUGCUAGGCUAGGCGCCAGCUCGCCUAGCGCGUAUGGCUCAGCUAUAGGUAGGCUACGUACCUCCGUCCAUGAGAGACGAGAGACUAUAGCUUUAGCCUAGCUGAGUGCGUGAUGCGUCCAUGCACGCACGCAUGUUCCUGUUAUGAUGCUGGAAUAAAAUGAUGGCGAUGAAUAAAAAAUGAUCUACGGCGGUCAGGCUGCUGGUGGUGGUAGUAAAUUUGUGUCGCAACUUGAUGAGAUCGAUUGAGUUGUGUCGCUAU
Molecule: messenger RNA, 633 nt
Organism: Triticum urartu
Lineage: Eukaryota; Viridiplantae; Streptophyta; Magnoliopsida; Poales; Poaceae
Source: RefSeq, a predicted model, not a curated record